Molecule: messenger RNA, 435 nt
Organism: Parascedosporium putredinis
Lineage: Eukaryota; Fungi; Ascomycota; Sordariomycetes; Microascales; Microascaceae
Source: the annotation of a GenBank genome assembly
AUGCCACCGAUACGCACGUCCACAAAGCGAAAGGCUCCGCCCGACGGGUUUAGCGACAUCGAAGAUGACUUACUUGUCUUCGCCAACAAGAUGAAGGAUGCGCAGAACAAGCCGCCACCCCCGGGGCCGAAGCACCAAGCGCAAUGGGAGAUCUUUCAAAUCUCUCAUCAGAGGAGCCGCUAUGUGUACGAUCUUUACUACGACAAGGAAGCCAUCGACAAGAAACUGUACGACUGGCUCCUCAAGAAUGGGUAUGCCGAUGCCAUGCUCAUAGCAAAGUGGAAGAAGCAAGGAUAUGAAAAGCUUUGCUGUCUGCGAUGUGUCCAAACGAAGGAGACCAAUUUCAACUCGACCUGUAUUUGCCGAGUCCCGAGAGCUCAGCUCAAGGAUGAUCAGGAGAUCCAGACCACGGCGUUUGGCAACAUGGAAGCAUAG